This is a messenger RNA of Pieris macdunnoughi, 1191 nucleotides long. The record is from the annotation of a GenBank genome assembly. NCBI's taxonomy places the organism in Eukaryota, Metazoa, Arthropoda, Insecta, Lepidoptera, Pieridae.
AUGGAGAAAUAUAAGAGAAUACACUCGUACGGUAGCAUGAGCUCUAAUAGAAGCGACGAUGAUAUGACGGUGCAUAGCCAAGUGUACCCGUAUCCUAAAAAAAUGAUUGUAACAAGAGAAAUAUUGUAUGAAGAGGAACAUCCGCCGUUCCAACCACUGUUCGCCACGACUAAGGUUUUCGGGAAAGCGAGAUUUGCGUGUCUUCUAUUGAUUUACACUGUUUUCUAUGUGACGUAUCUGUUGUCUGGUGCUUUGGUAUUCUCAGCUCUAGAGACGCCUUUGGAGAACCAGAUAAGAUUGGAAGUAAUUCGUGCGAAACAGGACUUUAUGGUUAAAAAUCCAACUGUUCUGGAUUCUGAUUUAGAAACUCUGUUAGAAGUUGUGAUCGGCGCUAGUAACCAAGGAGUAGCGGCUUCUAAAAAUGUCACCCAGGGACCAAACUGGACUUUUGGUCAAUCUUUAUUCUUUGCCUCCACUGUCGUUACUACUAUUGGUUACGGCCACGUGACACCAUUGACAAAGCCGGGCAAGCUAUUCUGCAUGGCUUACGCUCUUCUGGGAAUUCCCCUAACUCUGGUGCUGCUAUCAGCGCUUGUGGAACGUCUACUGCUCCCUGCCACUGCACUUCUUAGGGCUCUUAACAGCUCUCUUGGACACCUUUAUCGGCCGUUCACGAUAAGACUUGUGCAUCUUAGUAUUAUUGUUCUAAUGUUGGUCGUAUUUUUCCUGGUGAUACCCGCUGCUAUAUUCUCUGUUUUGGAGCCCGAUUGGGAUUAUUUGGACUCGUUUUAUUAUUGCUUCAUCUCUAUCACCACUAUCGGCUUAGGAGACUACAUACCCGGAGACUCGCCAGGACAAGCUUACAGGCCUCUAUACAAAGUUGCUACUACUUUUUAUCUCCUGCUCGGCCUAACAUUCCUCAUGUUGACUCUGACAGUAUUCUACGAUAUUCCACAAUUGAACCUCAGCAGCGUAUUCUCAUCUAUGAAACUAGAGGAAGACCCCGAGAAAAUGCGACUUAGUGGCUCCGGAAUUUGCCCUGGGUAUGGCGUAGGAGGCCUUAUGAUGAGAGACGAUUACAACCAUCAUGACCAACGCCGUUCCGUGGUUCAAAUCAGGCCGCAUUUAGAUGACAGCCCCAGCCCAGAGGACACAACGCCAGUACACGCAAGAGAUAUGAGGGUGCCGUAA